Boeremia exigua is the source of this 708-nucleotide messenger RNA. RefSeq names its product chaperone for protein-folding within the ER, fungal-domain-containing protein. Gene Ontology annotation, cellular component: endoplasmic reticulum; endoplasmic reticulum membrane. The transcript has 4 exons. Gene Ontology annotation, biological process: 'de novo' protein folding. The record is from RefSeq and is a predicted model, not a curated record. Lineage: Eukaryota; Fungi; Ascomycota; Dothideomycetes; Pleosporales; Didymellaceae. The coding region runs from base 1 to 708 and encodes 235 amino acids.
AUGGUGUCGUUCACAGCAGUGCUGCUGCUCGCCAGCGCGGCCCUGCACGCCCACGCCCAAGACUUCUCCGACCUGGUCGGCACCUGGAGCAGCAAGUCCAACUCGACCUUCACCGGCGACGGCUUCUACAACCCCAGCGCGGACCACUUCACCGAGCCCAAGCACCCGGGCAUCAGCUACUCCUUCAGCGCCGACGGCUACUACGAGGAAUCCUACUACCGCGCGGUCGCGAACCCUACAAACCCAAAGUGCCCCAGGGGCAUCAUCCAGUGGCAGCACGGCAAGUUCGAGAAGCUCGCCAACGGCUCGCUGAACCUGCACCCCAUCCGCGUCGACGGGCGGCAGCUGUACUCGGAUCCGUGCGUGUACAAGAACAGCAUCUACACGCGGUACAACGCGAGCGAGACGUUUACUCGCUACGAAUCCCGCACAGACGACUACCACAAAAUCCCCCGCCUCAACCUCUACAAAUUCGACGGCUCGCCCCUCAUGCCCCUCUACCUCGCCUUCUCCACCCCCAAGAUGCUGCCCACCACCACCCUCAACCCGCUCGUCACCGCCACCGCCACCGCGAAAGCGAAAGCCAGGCGUGCCCUGCCCAUGCCGGACGAGGUGCUGCUGCGCAAGAGCGGGAAUCUGGCGGACGGCGUGUUUUGGGCGGGUGUGCUGGCGUCGGGGGCGGGGGGGCUGCUGUGGUGGUUUUUUUAG